AUGAUGCUUAAUUUUCAAACUCUCUCAUGUCUUCAUGAUAUACCACUUGUUCGCUCAUCAACUAAUAAACUUCAUGAUGUUUAUGCCAAAGCUAAAGAUGCAAGUGUACUUAUUCGGCUUCCAUGUAAUUUAGCUGAGACAAUUGCUGAUAAAACAUUAAAAAUUGCUCUUACAGUUGCUAAUCCCGUUGUUAAAUCAUUAUCUGAACCUGUACGUGUAAUUGACAAUUAUGCUGCUCAAACAAUUCGUCAAAUUGAAACAAAAUACCCUAUGAUUAAUACACCAACUGAAAACGUUGUGAAUACAUUCAACAUAAAAACAAAACCAGUUUUCAAUGUAAUGAAUUCAGUUAAGGAUACAACAACAUCAACCAUUCAACAUGGCAAAGACACUGUUUCUAAUGUAGCAACAGCUACCGUCAAUAAAGCAUCUAAUGUAGCGGAUUCUGUAUUCUCAUAUUGUGAAGCAAAUGUACCUGGAAUGGACCGUCGUAAUACUGGUAAAAGAAGUAGUUUAAGUGAAUGCAUGUCUUCAACUGUUGGUUCAUUAUUUCAUCAUGCAUGUGAAUCGGUUCAACCAUCUUUAUUAUGGUUUAGAAUGUUGGUUGUAACCUGUUUACUAAAAACUAAACAAACUAAUGAUUUUUUACUUACUAAAAUGCAACAACAACGAUUUUUACUUGUUUUACCACAACGAUUAUUAAUUUUAGUCAGUAAUUUCUUGGAAAAUGUUACUAGAUUAAUUAAACCUAAGGAUGCUGAAUUGGCUGAAUGGGAAACAACUCAGCAACGAACUGGAUUCAAUUCAUUAUCACAAUUCUUUUUUAAUCGACAAAACUUAAAACCUGAUCAAUCUGCAACUGCUCGUAAAAAGGUUGUUAUUAAUCAACCAGAAACAGGAGUAAAUCGUCCAAGUAAUUUCAAUAAUAUUCCAGACUCACAACCCGAUUAUUCAAAUAUGACUGAUACAGAAGAACUACAUGCUCGUUUAGGUUCGCAUGAUUUAUGUCAAUCAAAUUAUAAUACGAACAAUGAUACAUGGACAAGAGAACCUGUUAAUCGUUUUGAAAAUAAUGAUAUUACACAGUUACAUUCUCAACUUAAACCAACUGAUGUUGAACUCCUUUAUUCUCAAUUAUCUGCUGAUAUUUUACCAAAAGUGGAUGAUCAAGAACCAUUAACUGAAGACCUACAAGAACUUCAUGCUAAAAUCAUUGGUGCUGGAUUAGAAGAUCAAGGUUAUCUUGUAGAUGAGAAUGAUGAUUGA
Molecule: messenger RNA, 1266 nt
Organism: Rotaria sp. Silwood1
Lineage: Eukaryota; Metazoa; Rotifera; Eurotatoria; Philodinida; Philodinidae
Source: the annotation of a GenBank genome assembly